Thelazia callipaeda (thelaziosis nematode) is the source of this 1197-nucleotide messenger RNA. The record is from the annotation of a GenBank genome assembly. Lineage: Eukaryota; Metazoa; Nematoda; Chromadorea; Rhabditida; Thelaziidae.
AUGAAAUCCAUAUCAGAACCAACUGGUAACACGUCAUUUUCGUCAGCAAAGAAACAUAAAUUGAAAGAAUUCGUGAAGAAAUACUUCUGCGAAGGACAGCAACUUGAUGAAAAUGAUUUGCCACGAUCUGAUGGACAAAACGAGUCAUCCGUUAGUGAAGAAAAAUCGCUAUUAGAAAGAUAUCGUAAAUAUAUUGGAUUUUUGAUCCCGAUUUGCUUAAUGGAACUUAUUUGGUUGACUUUAGCAGUCAAAUAUAACACUCUAUCACUGUACCCAACACGAUAUGAACUUGCUCUUACGAUGAUUUUAGGUGCAACUGUUGCAGAAUUUUUGAUAUCAAUUCAAAUGCAAUUAUGUAAUGAAAUAAAAGGUAUGACAUCUGCGGCAUUUACUAUAAUUUGGAUGAAAAUCGCUAUUGAAUGGCAUUCCAUUAUUAUUUGUUCCAUUGGUGCAACCGCUGGAAUAAUUUUUGGUUUACAGUGGGUUGAUAAUCUGCUUGAUGGUCAACAGAAAAAAAUGCUGUUUGUAUCGAUUUGGUUUUCAUUCGCAUUAGCAUUGUUUAUAUUAAAUUCGCAAAAGAAGCGUAAAACUUAUACAGCAAUUCCAGAAAUGAAUACUAUCAAAGUAAUAAUUUUACUUACUACUGGAAUAGUUGGAGGAUUAUGUUCAAGUUUCGCUGGUUCUGGAGUUGAUAUUUGCUCAUUUUCAAUUUUAACACUGCUGUUUCGAGUUAGUGAAAAAGUAGCAACACCAACAUCGGUUAUAUUAAUGGCAGUCAAUACGUGCGUUGGAUUCUUCUGGCGUCAGUUAAUCAUGACUGAUAUCUCAGAGCUUGCUUGGCAAUAUUUUCAAGUUUCAGUUCCUGUUGUCGUCAUUUGCGCUCCUCUCGGAUCAUUAAUUGCCUCACAUUUUCACCGUCUUGUUCUUGCUUCAUUUGUGUAUAUUUUAGAAAUUUUGGCAUUAAUUGGUUUUUUAAUUACUCGACCACCUGUAUACCUCAUACUUUGGACAGCUGCAAUUAUCCUUUUCAGUUUUAUAUUCUUCGUUAUUUUGUGCAAAAUUGGUGCAAUUUGGUCGAAAAAUAUUGAGAAUAAACGAGCUGAAAACACUGAAUUGGCAACGAAGAAUUCUUCUCUUGGCUUUCUCAGCAGAAAAAUGAACAUAAAAUGUAUCGAUGUAGAAAAACAAACUUGUUGA